Messenger RNA from Aspergillus homomorphus CBS 101889, 1801 nucleotides. RefSeq names its product putative mitochondrion biogenesis protein (She9) (gene she9). NCBI's taxonomy places the organism in Eukaryota, Fungi, Ascomycota, Eurotiomycetes, Eurotiales, Aspergillaceae. The transcript has 2 exons. Bases 27 to 1613 code for a protein of 528 amino acids. Gene Ontology annotation, cellular component: mitochondrial inner membrane. The record is from RefSeq and is a predicted model, not a curated record. Gene Ontology annotation, biological process: inner mitochondrial membrane organization.
UCUCAUUAGCCUAAGCAGCAGCGGUGAUGCAGUCCAUGCCAUUGCUGCUCAGGCAGUCUUUCAGAUCCAGCGUCAGCAGUCUCGCCCGCACCACCUCCUCCCGCCCGGUGCGAAGACCGCUGCUGCCCGCCGCUGGCCCGCAGGAUCUUUACCAUGGCCGAGAUACACCCCGGCGAUUCUCGGUCUGUCUGCGAUGUCAGUUCCGGUCGCAACCUUCGCGGUACUCCUCGAACGAACCGGAGAAGAAACAUGAUGUGAUCAUCCUUGGAGCUCCCGCCGACAGCAAGCCGUCCCCGCCGCCAUCCAAUAGCCCUGAAGAAAGCCAGCAUGUCGAGUCGGAUGCGGGGAGAGACACUUCCGCAGCAGCAGCUGCUGACAUUGCGGAGGAGCAAGCGCCAACGUCAGCUACCACGGAGCCUACGGAGAAGCGAGAAGGAAAGCAAGAGGAUGCUGGUGCAGCGGACGCAGCAGGAUCUGGGUCGGAGCCCGGGGGCCUCCCAUCCUACCUGGAGAACCGACGGUCGCAGUUCGCCAAACAGUUCAGCAGCGUGAUGGAUAAUCUCCAAUCCAACAUCUUCGUGGCUGGCCAGCGAUUGAACGAUCUGACAGGCUACUCCUCAAUUGAAGCGUUGAAGAAAGACAUCCAGUUCCAAGAGGAGCGACUCCGAUCCGCCCGCCGGCAAGUCCGCGCCGCCAAAGACGCCUACGCAGCGGCAAUCAACAACCGAUCGACGUCCCAGCGCGAGGUCAACGAGCUCCUGCAACGUAAACACGCCUGGUCGGCCGCGGACCUGGAACGAUUCACGCACCUGUACCGCAACGACCAUACCAACGAGGUGGCCGAGAACGAAGCGCAGGCGGCGCUGUCCGAGGCGGAGCGCGAGGCCGAGGAGGCCGCGACGCAGCUGAACAAGAGCAUCCUGUCGCGCUACCACGAAGAGCAGGUCUGGUCGGACAAGAUCCGCCGCAUGAGCACCUGGGGCACCUGGGGCCUGAUGGGCGUCAACGUGCUGCUGUUCCUGAUCUUCCAGAUUGCGGUCGAGCCCUGGCGCCGCAAGCGGCUGGUCAAGGGCUUCGAGGAGAAGGUCAUCGAAGCCAUCGAGAAGGAGAAGGCGCUCAACCAGGCCCAGAUCCUGAACCUGCAGUCCGAGUUCUCCCAACAGGUCGCCGCCUCGGCCGCCAAGGCGGAGUCUGCCGCGCUCGCUGCUGCCACAGCCUCUGAACCCGAGACCCUGGCGGUUGUUGCCUCCGAGGCCGACGCCGCCAGCGAAGCUGUCCCCAACGAGCAGGAGGUCCCCGCCCCAGAAACGAUAACUCCCGAACCCGAGGCUCCAAUCUCAAUCCAGGACCCCUCCUCCUCACACAUGAACUUCAACAGCAACAACAACAACAACAACCGGUUGGAAAACGUCCUCCAGACCUGCAAAUCCCACUACUCACGCAUCCCCCCCUACGGCACCCUCAUCGACUCCACCCGUCGCUACCUCCGCGACCUCUUCAGUGACCGCCAGAUCACCAUGACCCAGCGGGACCACUCUAUCCUCGCUAUCCAGAGCGCUGCAGCCGGUGCAACCGUUAUCGGACUGCUAGCCUUCUUCAUCCGUCCGCAGUGAGAACCACUCCUUGAGUGUGAGUCGGCACCUCGAAGGACGUCUACCGUUAUGUAUCUUAUCAAGCCGUGAUUUUUUCUUUGAUGGAAGGCCCCCUUCCAAUGUAUGUAUUUGUAUAAAGACUCUCAAGACAUAAAUUAAGCGAAUGCGCAUUGUUUUUCUAUAUUAGAUGGGAGGAUAGUGGUUGAGGG